AUGGUUGUCAGUUGUGGUCUACUUACUGAAAACAAGGAGACAGUUCCUCUAAAGGGCAUUGAAGUGGAAGUGGAGGUUAAAGACCAAGUGGCUGUAGUGGUCUCCACUCAGCACUACGAGAACAAGGAGGACAAAGCCAUCGAGGCCAUUUUUGUAUUCCCUCUACCUGGGGAUGCUGCCGUCUGCCAUUUCAGUGCCAAAAUUGGACAAACUGAGAUUGUAGCUGAAGUGAAAGAGAAACAGCAGGCUCGAGUGGAGUACGGCGAUGCGCUGAGUUCCGGUUGGCAGGCCUUCCUCCUGGAGGAGAGUGACCAGAGCCCAGACAUCUUCUCUCUGUAUGUCGGUAGUCUUCCUCCAAGAGAGAGCGCCUUCAUCAGACUGGAGUAUGUCACUGAGCUGGCUGUGGAGGCCGACAGAGGACUGAGAUUUUGUCUGCCUGUGGUGCUCAACCCUCGCUACCUACCUCAAGGAAGUGUAGGUGACGGUGUCCAGGUGACGUCUGUUCCCGCCUCUCUGGUGCCGUACAGUCUGUCCUUCUCUGCCAGGAUUUCCUCUCCUCGUAAGGUCCUGAAAGUGGACUCCAAGUGUUCCCUGGAGCCUCUGCAGUACCUCAACAAGAAAAAAACCCAGGCGGUUGUUAAACUGGCUGCAGGACACAAGUUUGACAGGGAUAUUGAGCUGUUUAUAUACUACAAAAAUUCCCACCAGCCAACUGCUGUGGUGGAAGCAGGAAAAGCAUUUGCCACACCUGGCACAAUGAUUGGGGAUCCAGUAAUGAUGCUGAGUCUAUACCCUGAGUUUCCCCAGGAAGUCAUGUCUUCAAUUGCCACAAGUGGAGAAUUUGUGUUCUUACUGGACCGAUCUGGAAGUAUGGAUGGUGCUCCGAUCAGCAGUGCUAGGGAUACUCUCUUGCUGCUUCUGAAAAGUUUGCCAGUUGGCUGCUAUUUUAACGUUUACAGUUUCGGUUCAUCCUUCGAACCCAUUUUCAAGAAAAGUAGAAAGUACAAUGAAACCACGAUGGAAAUGGCUCAAAAGAAAGUCGAGGAGAUGCAGGCUGACAUGGGAGGAACGGAGAUACUUAUGCCCCUCAAGCAUAUUUACAGCCAGCCCUGCAUUCCCAGUCAACCUCGACAGCUCUUUGUCUUCACUGACGGCGAAGUGGAAGACAUCAAAGAAGUUAUAAGCCUGGUGAAGAAGAAUUCCAGUUCCCACAGGUGCUUUUCUUUUGGGAUUGGGGAAGGAGCAAGCACCGCUCUCAUCACUGGUUUGGCAAAGGAGGGGUGUGGUCAUGCCCAAUUCAUCACAGGCGCUGACAGGAUGCAACAAAAGGUGAUGCAAUCGCUGCAGUUUGCUUUGCAACCAGCAGUGAAGGACAUCUCAGUUAAAUGGGAUUUGCCAAAAGGGGUGUCUGUCACACCUCUGUCCCCACCUCCAACUGCUCUUUUCAAGGGUCAACGGUCGCUCAUUUAUGCUCAGCUCACGGGACAGAGUUCGGAGGGAACAGAUGGUUGUGUAACUGUGACGUACACCCUAGCAGGCCACCCAUUCAAUGACAAGCUCAGCUUUCUGCUACAACCUACAGAGGACACUGGAUUAACAGUCCACAGGCUCGGUGCCCGAACUCUGAUUCGUGGUCUAGAGACAGAGAACGGUGAAGGAGUGAAGAAAAAGGUGGUGGAAGUCAGCGUCCAAUCAGGAGUGAGCAGCUCCUUCACCUCUUUCAUUGCUGUCAACAAAGCCAGCAGAGAAGCCAUUCAAAGACCAAUGCUGCCAAGACGUAUUCCACGUAUUCACGUACCCCACACAGUCUCUCUAGUCACAGUUGAUGUCCCCACCUCUGCCAAAGUAAAGCACCCAGACUCUUUGCUGCAGUUGGUCUCGCUCCAGAAAGCGUCAGGCUGCUGGGAACUCAAUCCGGCUCUGGCUGCUGCGCUCAACAAGACCAUCAAAGAGUUGCAACAGCCCAAGCCACCAAAAGUGAAUAGAAAUGUGUGGGCCACAGUUCUGGCACUGGUCUGGCUCCAAGCGUUUAGGGUCGAUGCGCAAAUUGAAUGGAAGCUUCUUGCUCAAAAGGCUGUGUCAUGGCUAACGGCUCAAAAUGCACCAAGUAUGACAGAGUGUAUCAUGGCUGGAAACACUCUUUUGGGCUGCAGUGUGCAAAAAGAUGCCCUGGGUCUUUAA
Nerophis lumbriciformis (worm pipefish) is the source of this 2181-nucleotide messenger RNA. NCBI's taxonomy places the organism in Eukaryota, Metazoa, Chordata, Actinopteri, Syngnathiformes, Syngnathidae. The record is from RefSeq and is a predicted model, not a curated record.